AUGAAGACAUGGAGCGAGGCGGAUAUGGAGGAGCAGACCCAGGAGCUGAAGACCAUCACUCGGCUCCAGGAACAGUGCCGGGCGCUGCAGGUCCAGGCCAUGAAGGAGAAAACGGUCAAAAACAAGGCGACGCUGGCUCUCCUGCGCAGCAACAUCCGCCAGAGGACCCAAGACUGGACUUUGGCCAAGAAGUACGACCAGCAGUCCAUCUCCAAGGCCUGCGGGAAGGACGCGCAGACGAGCCUGGCGCAUGGUCGCUGCACCAUGGAGGUGGCGCGGGAGAAGCUGCGCAAGUACGUCUUCGACCGCGUGAACGUGCACAACGUGCUGAUCCACCUCGUGCGGCGGCGCGGGCAGCAGCUGGAGAGCAUGCAGCUGGAACUGGCCAGCCUGCAGAACCAGCCUGUGGCCACCAAGGAGGAGCAGCGCCUGUUGCAGGUCAUCCGCCAGUUGGAGAACAACAUCGAAAAGACGAUGAUCAAGAUCACCAAGAGCCAGAACAUACACCUGCUGUAUGUGAACCUGCUAGAUUACCUGAAGAAAGAGCUGGCCGGAUACCCCACAGAACUAGACAAGCUGCAGGGUCUCGUGGUCGAAUACUGCUCAGAGCUGUCGGAUAUGACAAUCAUGUCCCAAGAUGCCAUGAUGAUUACGGAUGAGGUCAAGAUGAACAUGAGACAAGGGGAGGCGACCUUCAUUGAGGAGCGACGGGCACGGGAGAACAGGCUGAACCAGCAGAAGAAGCUGAUCGACAAGAUCCACACCAAGGAGACCAGCGAGAAGUACCGCCGGGGCCGGAGGGACCUGGACUACUCCUCCAAUCUGAUGAGUGUGGAAAGUCUCAGAAUGAAGAGAAAAGACAGCUCCAGGGCCAGCAUAGAGUACCAGACAAAUAUCAGCGCUUUGGUGGAGAAAGUCAAGACCGCUGUGCGCUGCUCCCACCUCUGGGACAUCACAAGCCAGUUCCUGGCUCAGAAGAACACGGAGGAAAACCUGGAGCUGCAGAUGGACGACUGUGAGGAGAGGCGGACUCAGCUGGAGGCCUUGAUGAAGAAGCUGGAGAUGGAGGAGGCGCUGCUGAAGUUCCACCAGAUGCCCAGCUCCAGCAGCUUUGAGUCUGUCCAGAAGAAAAUGAAGGACAUGCUGAAGAGGGAGGAAGAGAGGCUGCAGCUGGCCCACACUAACCUGACCAAGAGCCAGAAGCUGCUGCUGACCAUGCAGAUGGGCAUCGACAACCUUUACCUCCGGCUGAUGGGCAUCACCCUGCCCAAGGCCCAGAAAGACAGGGUACUCUCUGAGGGCCUGGACAGCCUGGACCUGCAAAGCAAGCUGGCAUACUGCGAGAGGAAGCUCCUGUUCCUGGCAGACAGAAUGCGGACGUUGUCCAUACCUGAGGAGGCCAACACGAAGGUGAGGGACACCCUGGAGUCCUCAACUCUGAAGGAGAAGCAGAACACCAGGAUCAGCUUUGAGGAUCUGGAGGAGGAUAUGAUCGAAACCUUCCAGUUCGCCGACAUGGACCACAGCUACGUGCCCUCGCGCGCCGAGAUCAAGAGGCAGGCCCAGCGCGUGAUCGAGGAGAGGCUCCGGGUGGCCAAGAAGAAGAAGAAGUGACCCGGAGGGGGGCCCUGUG
Messenger RNA from Molossus molossus (Pallas's mastiff bat), 1633 nucleotides. It is a transcript of the gene CCDC183, whose product is annotated as coiled-coil domain containing 183. The record is from RefSeq and is a predicted model, not a curated record. NCBI's taxonomy places the organism in Eukaryota, Metazoa, Chordata, Mammalia, Chiroptera, Molossidae. Bases 1 to 1614 code for a protein of 537 amino acids. The transcript has 14 exons.